This is a messenger RNA of Microthlaspi erraticum, 3315 nucleotides long. Lineage: Eukaryota; Viridiplantae; Streptophyta; Magnoliopsida; Brassicales; Brassicaceae. The record is from the annotation of a GenBank genome assembly.
AUGGCUUCCUCUUCUUCUCUUCCUCCUUUUGCUCACACUAAGAGAUUCCAUGUCUUUCCGAGCUUCCACGGCCCAGAUGUCCGUAAAGGGUUUCUCAGUCAUGUACACAAUUGCUUUGGAAUCAAAGGGAUCACGACGUUCAAAGAUCAGGAGAUCCAGAGAGGCCAUUCGAUCGGACCUGAGCUCGUGAAUGCCAUUAGAGAUUCCAGAGUCUCGAUUGUUUUGCUCUCGAAGAACUACGCUUCUUCAAGCUGGUGUUUAGAUGAAUUGGUUGAAAUCUUGAAGUGCAAAGAAGAUUCGGGGCAGAUGGUGAUGACUGUCUUUUACAAUGUUGAUCCGUCCAGUGUGCGAAAACAGAAGGGAGAUUUUGGAAAAGCAUUCAAGAGAACUUGCCAAGGGAAAACAGAGGAAGUGAAGGAGAGAUGGAGCAAAGCUUUGACUCAUGUCGCAAACAUUGAAGGAGAAGAUUCUCGGAACUGGACUAAUGAAGCAGAUAUGAUCCAAAAGAUUGCUACAGAUGUUUCCAACAAACUGAAUCUCUCACUCUCAACAGAUUUUGACGACAUGGUGGGAAUGCAAGUUCAUUUGAGAAGAGUGUACUCUUUGUUAUGUCUAGAGUGCGAUGAUGUGAAGAUGAUUGGAAUAUGGGGUCCUGCGGGAAUCGGUAAGACCACCAUUGCUAGAGCUUUAUUCACCCAACUCUCUAGCCAUUUUCCACUUAGUUGUUUCAUGGGGAAUCUCAAAGGAAGUUAUAAGAGCAUAGGAGUUGAUGAUUAUCAAUCACUGUUGGAUUUCCAAAACCAACUUCUGUCUAGGAUUUUGAACCAAAAAGAUAUGAAGGUACAUCAUUUAGGUGCGGUAAAAGAACGGCUACAUGAUCAAAGAGUGUUAAUCAUUCUUGAUGAUGUAGAUGAUAUAGAGAAACUAGAUAUAUUGGCUAAAGACACGUCUUGGUUCGGUAAUGGAAGUCGGAUCAUCGUUACAUCAGAAGAUCAACAGAUUUUUAAGGCGCAUGGGAUAAAAGAUAUCUACCAUGUGGAUUUCCCAUCCAGAAACGAAGCUCUAGAGAUGUUAUGUCAAUCUGCUUUCAAACAAAGGUCUGUGCCAGAUGGUUUUGAAGAGGUUGCACGUAAAGUAGCAGAGCUUUGCGGUAAUCUUCCGUUAGCUCUUUCUGUUGUGGGUGCAUCUCUGCGUGGGAAGAGCAAGGACGAGUGGGAACUUCAGAUAUCAUCGAUCGACUCUAGUCUUGAUGGUAAAAUUGGGAACAUACUAAGAGUGGGGUAUGACCGAUUGUCCAAGAAGGAUAAAGCUCUGUUUCUCCACAUGGCAUGCCUUGGCUACAAUGGUUUUCAUGAUGUGACAAGAUUUCUCGCUGACAGUCAUUUGGAUGUCGAAAACGGGCUGCAGACCCUACUCGACAGAUCUCUUGUGCAAACCACUACUUUUGGUAAUGGUAUAUGGAUGCACUCUUUACUAGAACAAAUGGGUAGAGAAAUAGUGCGGGAACAGUCUAACGAGCCUGGGAAACGUCAGUUUUUAGUAGAGGCCCAAGAGAUUCUUGAUGUACUAGCAGAUAAAACAGGUACUGGAUCUGUCAUAGGUAUAUCAGCUAAUAUGUCUGACGUGGGCGAAUUCUCUAUAAGUGGGCGAGCCUUUGAAGGAAUGCCUAAUCUUCGUUUCUUAAAACUCUAUGGGAGCGAGUUGCAACCGCGGAUAUCAGAAGAAUUGGAAUAUCUACCUCGUCGUCUAAGGUUACUAGUGUGGCAUAAUUACCCGAGAAAACGUCUUCCUCCAACAUUUCAACCUGAAUGUCUCGUUGAGCUCCAUAUGGGGUCCAGCAAUCUCGAAAAGCUCUGGGAUGGAAUCAAGCCCCUUCCAAAUCUCGAACUUUUAGAUUUGAGCGAUUCCGCGAAGUUGAAAGAAAUGCCUGAUCUUUCGGAGGCUACUAAUCUCCGGUGUUUGACACUUGACGGAUGCAUAAGUCUAAAGGAGCUUCCCUCUUAUAUUGGGAAUCUACACAAACUGAUAACGUUGGAUAUGAGUGGGUGCGAAAAGCUAAGAGUUAUUCCCACCAACAUCAACUUAGCAUCUCUUGAAAACGUCGACAUGAGCUAUUGCUCGCAGUUGACAACUUUUCCAGAUUUUUCUAGAAACAUCAAGAUCAUCAAGGCAAGUAAGACGAAGAUAGAAGAUGUUCCUGCAUCCGUUGCUGGAGGUUGGUCUCGUCUUGACACGCUUGAGAUAGGCAGCACAAGCCUCACGAAAUUAACCAAGCUAGACCUAAGCAGCUGUGAUAUAAAGAAUAUUCCAGAUUGCGUCAUCGGCCUCCCUGGUCUAGAGAUUCUUAACGUUCAAGACUGCAGCAAGCUGGUGUCACUGCAGAGUCUUCCGCCUUCACUUUUGUAUCUCUAUGCAAAUAAUUGUGGAUUGCUCAAAAGCGUAAGUGUUUCGUACGACUGCACCUGUGUUAAAGACGCGAAAAGAGUAUCAUCAUCCAUCACUUUCUACCAUCCUAAAAGGCGAGUCUUUUUGAACAACUGUUGGUCACUUUCUGAAGAAGCAAGAAGAGUAAUCAUACAACGAUGGGCUUACAUGUCGGUAUGCUUACCAGGCAAACAAGUCCCUGCCUAUUUCACUCACAAAACCAAAGGAAACUCCAUAUCCAUCUCUCCGGGGACUUUCUCUGCGUCCUCAAGAUUUAAGGCUUGCGUCCUGCUUACUCCAAGCGGUCAGUUUUCUUUCAACACUCAAGUUGUUUGUCAUCUAAAAAGCAAAGGGGUUCUCAUCAAUGAACUGGAAUACACAUCAUGCUGGCAUGAAGUAGAUACGUCUGACAGCAAGAUUCUAACUGAACACCUGUUCGUAUUUUCUGGGAGCCUGUUUGGAGCACACAGUUGCGUUGAAGUAGAUGCGACUACCAGCGAGAUUCUAUUUGAAUUCAGCUGCAACGUAAACGAUGAAAAGAUUAUUGAGUGCGGUGUACAGAUCUUGACGGAGGAAGGUGAGAGUAGUACCAGCAAAUGGAAAGUGCAGAGUGAAGAAGCCGCCGAGGUCUCCAAAGAUGAAAGUGUCGUCAAAAGAAGUAAGCAUACAGGUUUUGCGAUAUCAGUAAGGAAACCCCCACCACUCUCAAACUCCAACCCCUUUGAGCGGUCAAUCAGUAUCCAACGUCAAGAACUUGCUCCACGAAACCACCUCGGGAUCGAUCUUAGUUGUAACCCAUAUCUCAAGCGUAUCACUGCUCUGAACAACACCACGAGCUGCUCUUCUCUAACGCUAGAUAGAGACACAGCAUCAGGACACCAUGAAUGUUAA